This is a messenger RNA of Cajanus cajan (pigeon pea), 2678 nucleotides long. RefSeq names its product glutamine-rich protein 23 (gene GRP23). The record is from RefSeq and is a predicted model, not a curated record. Gene Ontology annotation, molecular function: protein binding. NCBI's taxonomy places the organism in Eukaryota, Viridiplantae, Streptophyta, Magnoliopsida, Fabales, Fabaceae.
CCCACCCCCGCCGCCGUACGCCCCAUCUUCUCUGUCACCCAAAGGCGUUCCUACGCCUUCUCCUCCGCCGAAGAAGCCGCGGCCGAGCGCCGGCGACGGAAGCGGCGUCUGCGCAUCGAGCCUCCCCUGAACGCGAUUCGCCCUCCGCCGCAGCAGGGCCCUCCUCGCGACCCGAACGCGCCUCGGCUCCCGGACUCGACCUCGGCGCUGGUGGGCCCCCGGCUGAGCCUCCACAACCGCGUGCAGUCCCUCAUCCGCGCCGGCGACCUGGAGGCGGCGUCCGCCAUCGCCCGGCACUCGGUGUUCUCCGUUACGCGGCCCACCGUGUUCACCUGCAACGCCAUCAUCGCCGCCAUGUACCGGUCGAAGCGCUACGAUGAGGCCAUUGCCCUCUUCCACUUCUUCUUCAAGCAGUCGAACAUCGUCCCCAACAUCGUCUCUUACAACAACGUCAUCAACACCCACUGCGACCAGGGCCGCGUCGACGUGGCACUCGAUGUCUAUCGCCACGUCCUCGCCAACUCUCCUUUCAGCCCCUCCCCCGUCACUUACCGCCAUCUCACCAAGGGUUUGAUCCAACAAUCUCGCAUUUCCGAAGCCCUCGACCUCUUGCGCGAGAUGCUCACUAAGGGUCACGGUGCCGAUUCCCUCGUCUACAACAAUCUUAUUUCAGGCUUUCUCCUAUUGGAGAAUUUGGACAAGGCUAACGAGCUCUUCGACGAGCUUAAGGAGCGUUGUCUCGUCUAUGAUGGGGUUGUUAAUGCCACUUUUAUGGAAUGGUUCUUCAGUCAGGGCAGGGAUAAGGAGGCCAUGGAGUCUUACAAGUCUUUGUUAGAGCGCCAGUUUAGGAUGACUCCUGCCACUUGUAAUGUGUUGUUGGAGGUUUUGCUCAAGCAUGCCAAGAAAACUGAGGCUUGGGCUUUGUUUGAUCACAUGUUGGAUAAUCACACCCCUCCCAAUUUCCAGGCUGUUAACUCUGAUACCUUCAAUAUUAUGGUCAAUGAGUGCUUUAAGCUUGGGAACUUUGAGGAGGCCCUUGCAACUUUUAAGAAGGUUGGAACUAAGCCCAAUUCUAAGCCCUUUGCCAUGGAUGUUGCCGGCUAUAACAAUAUCAUUGCUAGGUUUUGUGAGAAUGGGAUGCUGUCCCAGGCUGAGACGUUGUUUGAAGAACUGUGUUCUAAAUCUUUGAGCCCCGAUGUGCCUACUCACAGGACUUUGAUUGAAGCCUACUUGAGAAUGGAGAGGAUUGAUGAUGCUCUCAGGGUGUUCAACAGAAUGGUGGAUGCUGGUCUCAGGGUUGUUGCUAGCUUUGGUAAUACGGUGUUUGAUGAAUUGAUUAAGAAUGGGAAAGCUAUUGACUGUGCUCAAAUUUUGAGUAAAAUGGGAGAAAAAGAUCCUAAACCAGACCCCACUUGCUAUGAGGUUGUAAUCAAGGGACUCUGUGCUGAGGGCUUGUUGGACAAAAGCCGAGAGUUGCUCGAUGAGGUUAUGAGGUAUGGAGUUGGAGUCACUUCUGCCUUGCGGGACUUUGUGACUGAUGUUUUUAAGAGAGCCGGGAGGGGUGAUGAAAUUGAGAGGCUGCUAGAUAUGAACAGAUUUGCAUACACUCCUCGUACAUCCCCACGGAGGCCUGCUUACCGUCCUCCACCGGUGAGGUCCCCUUCUCAAAUGACAGGGGCAGCACAUAACCCACAUUCUGGCUUUCCCACCACUCAAAUUGCAGCUCAGCAGCACCCACCACUGCCUUCUCAAAUGGCUGGACCAGCAGAUAAUCCACCUUCUGGGUUUCCAACACAAAUGGCAGCACAGCUGCGCCCACCACCGCCUUCACCUCGUAUGACAGGAGCACAUUAUCCACCUUCUGGGUCUCAGGCUCAAACGGCAACACAGCAGCGCCCAUCACCGCCUUAUCAAAUGGCAGGAGCAACACAUAACUCACCUUCUGGGCCUCCACAUCAAGGGUGGGAGCAUCAACGCCCGCCACUGCCUUCUCAAAUGACAGGAAUGCAUCAACCUUCGUGGGGAUUAUCUCCUACAAUGACUGGAUCUUCACCUCAUAUGACAGGACAGCCUUUCCACCCUACUACAUCUGAACGUCCUCCUCACACAAACAGGGUAGCCCCGCAAAUGACAGCACAGCAUUAUAAUCCACCUGGACCUUCACCUCAAAUGGCAGGACAUCAACCUUAUGGGACACCACAUUGGCCCCAACAAACGUUAGAACGACCAUAUCCACCAUCAGAAUUGUUUCCUUCAACAGCAAGACAACAUCAUCCAAUGGCAGGGUCGUCUGUUCCUUCAUAUGGAGCAUCAGGUGGAAUGUCACCGUCAAAUCCUAUAGCCCCAGGAGCAUCUUCUCAGGUGACUGGAUCAUAUCACCCGUCAUCAGGAACCCCUCCUCACUUUGAGGAAUCACAUCAACAGCAAUCAGAAGUCCCUGAACAGGUAGCAGCUUAAUUUUUGGACUUCAAGUCAAUUCUUAGUGCUACUGGUUCUUGUGAAGCUGAGUUCUGCUGUUAGGAAUCACUAGGUAUUUUUGUGAGCUUAUUUAUGAUGAUAAAAGAAUAUACAUUGACUUAUUAUCCAUAACAUGUAAUGCGUGUCUUAUAUGACGUGUCAUUUUAAUUUAUUCGUAUAAUUCAACCUUUAAUAUCAGGCAUGGAGAUUUAUAUUUUGUA